AUGGCGGGCCGCUGCUACGACCAGAACAAGGAGAAGGUGCUGAUCCACCUCGGCCCCUCGAUCCGUGCGACGACCGUGGGCAGCCUGCUGCAGACGGGGGAGUCAGGCGCCACCGACCACAUGGGGCGCGAAUUCAAGGAUUGGCUCAAGGCCCAGCACUAUGAGCAGCGCUUCUCGUGCCUCGUGGACCGCUCCGAUGCCGCAGGCUAUGGGUGCCAGACCUCUUCCCUCCGUUAUGGCCGCGACGAGGCCCAGGGCAUCGAGCGCCGCGCCACCUCCUAUUUUCUCGACCUCUGCUAUAAGGCCCAGGGCUCCGAGCGCCGAGCCACCCCCUCGCUCAUCGAUUCCCGUUCCGAGGUCCAGGGCUUCGAGGCUUCGAGCACCGCGCCACCUCCCAUGUACCUCCUCGGCUUCCUCUCCGAG
Molecule: messenger RNA, 423 nt
Organism: Prorocentrum cordatum
Lineage: Eukaryota; Dinophyceae; Prorocentrales; Prorocentraceae
Source: the annotation of a GenBank genome assembly